UUCUAGGAAACAGUUGAAAGCUCCAGAGGCCACCGAAGAACUAAACUGCACUGUGGAUGCCUCCACAUAGCGGGGACGCGGGCAGUUUGCACCAGAGGGGAAAACGGGAUUCUCUUUGUGAAGGAACUUCUGCACCUGUUGGCAUUCUAACGGGACUUUCAGCUGAAGGACUGCUGGGUCCAGAUUUCUGCACUGCCAACCACGGGGAAGCUUCGUAUUUCAGUAACCAUCCUGUCAUUUGUCAGUUGGAAGAAGAGCCUGGGGACUCCCUGUGGAGGAAUAUAAAAAAAAAUCUGUGAAGUUUGAACAAACGGCCUUCUCAAGAUGUACCGAGUCUCUCAACUGAUGUCGACACCAGUAGCAAAUUCCACCAGGUCACACAAAGGACAUUCUGGAGAGCUGUCCCCCACAUGCAUUUUCCCAAGCUUUGAUUGUGGCUUCUUGGAUGGAGAGAGUUCUUUUGAAUGCUGCUCCAUAGACCCCCUGACAGGCUCCCACUAUGUCUGUCGCAGAAGCCCCAGACUCCUCACCAAUGGCUACUACAUUUGGACUGAGGACAGUUUCCUUUGUGACCCAGAGGGCCACAUCACUCUGAACCCCUCCCAUACCAGUGUUAUGUACAAGGAGAACUUAGUUAGAAUAUUUAGAAAGAAAAAGAGAACCCACCGUUCUCUUUCUUCUCUCCUGGACCUCAGAGCCUCUAAAUCUUGGCUGCAUGGAAGUAUCUUUGAAGAUGCUGAUUCACUUCCAAGUGAGGACAUUUGGCUGGAGGGCAUCAGAAGCUUGGGAAGUGAUCUGGACUGUUCUUCCCUGAGUGAUGGAUGGGAGUCUCAGAAGCCAAUCACAGACACUUCAGAAGCCUCCUCUUCUGGCCACAUCUUGUCUCAGUAUCUCAAAGAAAGCUCCAAGAAUUCCUCUCUUCAGCCUCAGAUGAGAACAUCAGGACAUUUCCAAAAGAACAUUUCGGUGCAUUCAAAAGCUAGUCUGAUGCAUAAGAUCUCCUUUCAAGCAGUCCUGCUCACAGUGUGCUUAAUCAUCUCUGCAUGUGCAAGGUGGUUUAUGGGAGGAGAAUUAGCCGGCAUCUUUACCUGCACAGUGGUGGUCACAACAGCUUACAUUGCGAAGCCACUGUUUCUCAGCCUUGCCAGAUAUUUCAAAGCCACCGCCUGGGCUAAAUUUGACAGCCCUUGAGGAAUAUUGGUAAUGAAUGUCUUCAAUCUGAACAUCCGGAAACACAAUUUGUAGUCUCCUUGGAAUGAAUCAACCACUUUAUUGGAAGGGGAUGAGUAAAUGGAUAACUGAG
Messenger RNA from Arvicola amphibius (Eurasian water vole), 1303 nucleotides. It is a transcript of the gene Tmem71, whose product is annotated as transmembrane protein 71. Lineage: Eukaryota; Metazoa; Chordata; Mammalia; Rodentia; Cricetidae. The transcript is spliced from 10 exons. The record is from RefSeq and is a predicted model, not a curated record. Bases 325 to 1191 code for a protein of 288 amino acids.